This is a messenger RNA of Serendipita indica DSM 11827, 1242 nucleotides long. The record is from the annotation of a GenBank genome assembly. NCBI's taxonomy places the organism in Eukaryota, Fungi, Basidiomycota, Agaricomycetes, Sebacinales, Serendipitaceae.
AUGGUAUCCAGCUUACCGACAGAGAUAUGGACCCAAAUCCUGACUGCGGCUAUACAUGUCCCCCUCUUCUUCGAGACGGAUCCGUUGAAGAUUUACCUGCCUGAUUUCUAUCACCAGUAUCAUUGGCAAAGUGACUAUUGGGCCUCGGAACGCACACGCAACACGCUACGCCGGGUCUGCGCCUUUUGGAACUCGAUCCUCGCUCCAUACGACAACCGCUUCAUUCAAUUUCAGGAUGUAUGCUCAGGCAGGAUCCCAAUCACUGCGCUGCCAAAGGCUUAUCGAAUCGACAUCGGCGCCUCCGAUAAACAAUGUGAUUGCAGACGAUGUUCACUCAAAUCCUCUCCCUCUGUAUCAGCCAUUGAGAUCCAGCAAGUUGUCGAACAAACUCGCACACUUCUAGCUAAUACAUCUCGCUGGAACCUUCAAAUUCUCAUGGAGAGAUUUGGGAGUAUUCCAUUUUGCGAGUUCGUCUUUCCCCUCGCACCACGUUUAGCCAUCUUUAUAUGGCUCAAAGCAGUCGACCUCCAGGUCAACCUUCCACAUUCUCUCCAACUUUUCCGAACCUGGGUACCGUCGCGCGAUGCUCCUUAUCAAGGUCGCUUCGACCAUGUUUCUAUGCUCAGUCUCCAUACAAACAUGUCGUCCUAUGGCCUUGACCAAUUCGACUUUCCACAUCUUCGUCAUCUCGCUAUCCGCCAGGCGACUCCUUCACUCGGCUGGAUAUAUCCGGUCUUGGAGAGGUGGGGAAAAGAAUUGAUCACAUUCAAGCUACGCGCGUUUGAACGAAAGGUACCGAUUCCUUCAAAAGUCUGGAAUCUCCUUCCCAAAGUGGAAUCCAUGCUCCUUCCAUAUAUGUGGGGCAUGGAGCCUCCCAUUCACCCCAGUCUCAAAGUCGUCAGGUUAUCAGAAUCGCCUCCUGUCAUGGAGCUUUUGCCUGGAGUGUCAAACCUUUCCUCGGGAGCGAAUACCGCCCGAUGGUCGCUUGACGGUCACGACUGGUCGGGACCGCGAAUCCAGCUCGACAAAACCUGGUCAUACAUCUUCCUCGUGAGCCCGUGGAUCUCCGACUCUGUCCGCAUGCACGACGUAUACCUUGACUUUGGGUAUUCGCUCCUUGAUGCAGCAGGCAUACAACUCUAUGACCAUCUAUUGUUCAUGAUUCGUACCUACUGGAAGCGAGGGGCAGCAAGGUCGCGCAGACAGUGCAUGAAUGGGCGGAUUUAUACUUGCCUCUGUUGA